This is a messenger RNA of Python bivittatus (Burmese python), 3380 nucleotides long. RefSeq names its product contactin 2 (gene CNTN2). Gene Ontology annotation, biological process: cell-cell adhesion. Lineage: Eukaryota; Metazoa; Chordata; Lepidosauria; Squamata; Pythonidae. Gene Ontology annotation, molecular function: protein binding. The record is from RefSeq and is a predicted model, not a curated record.
GCAGAAGGAGGACCGGCAGCAGAGGGAGAGGCGCUUGCUGCCGCCGCUGCCGCCGCCGCACCGGAGCUUCGGAGGCGCUCCUUGCCCAGACGCGCCACGCACAAACACGUGCCGAUCCAGCCACUCUGCGCUCGAGACUCACACUCUGUUCCUCUGAUUGCUGAAUUGUAUUUCACCCACUGAAACCUACAAAUGGGAAUGUCUGCAGAACUUCUCUUAUUUUCAUUAGUGAUUGUCUGCUCUAAAGUCUGGAAGUCAGCUGAGACUAUAAUGCGGAACUAUGGGCCUGUCUUCGAAGACCAGCCACACAAUAUCCUUUUUCCAGAACGGUCAACAGAGGAGCAAAUUUUGUUGGUGUGUCGAGCACGAGCGAGCCCUCCUGCAAAUUAUAGGUGGAAGAUGAAUGGCACAGAGAUCAAAAUAGAGCCAGAUUCCCGAUACAGGUUGAAUGGUGGCAACCUGGUAAUAAGAAAUCCGGUGAAAGCUAAAGAUGCUGGAUCCUACCAGUGCAUAGCAUCCAACUCCAUGGGCACAGUAAUCAGCAGAGAAGCUUAUAUCAGCUUCAGCUUUCUGCAGGAAUUCUCUACGGAAGAACGAGAUCCAGUGAGGGGUACAGAGGGCUUGGGGGUGAUGUUUACCUGCAGCCCACCACCACACUAUCCAGGACUUGAAUAUCGCUGGUUUGUGAAUGAAUUCCCAAACUUUGUUCCAGCAGACAGCAGGCGCUUCGUCUCUCAGACAACUGGAAACCUUUACAUUGCUAAGACUGAGGCCUCUGAUCUUGGCAGCUAUUCCUGUUUUGCUACCGGCCAUAUUGGCUCCAUUAAAAAGAAUGUUUUUAGCAUGUUUUCUCAACUCGUUCUUGUGAAAGAAGAUCCCAGACCAUAUGCCCCAAUCAUUAAGGCCAAGUUUCCUUCUGAUACUUACGCUUUGGCUGGGCAAGUGGUGGCUUUGGAGUGUUUUGCUUUUGGGAACCCUGUCCCACAAAUAAAAUGGCGAAAGGUAGAUGGUAGCCAUUCUUCCAGAUGGAUCUCAACUGAGCCUGUCCUGCAGUUUAAAGAAGUUAGCUUUGAUGAUGAAGGCACUUACGAGUGUGAAGCUGAGAACACCCAAGGAAAAGAUACUUAUAAAGGCCGCAUCAUUAUUCAAGCUCAGCCAGAAUGGCUCAAAGUCAUCACAGAUAGAGAAGCUGACAUUGGAUCAAAUCUCCACUGGAGCUGCGCUGCAGCUGGCAAGCCAAGGCCUACAUUAAGGUGGCUACGGAAUGGGCAACCAUUAACUUCCCAGAAUCGCAUUGAAGUGAACGGUGGGAAUUUGAAGAUUUUAAAGUUAACAGUGGAAGAUUCAGGGAUAUACCAGUGUAUAGGAGAGAACAAACAUGGCAAAAUCUAUGCAAAUGCGGAAUUGUAUGUCCAAGCCUUUGCUCCAGAUUUCCGACUAAACCCUGUCAGACAAUUGAUACCAGCAGCUCGAGGUGGAGAAAUUAUUAUUCAUUGUCAGCCCAGAGCUGCCCCAAAGGCUGUUAUACUUUGGACCAAAGGCACUGAACUUCUGAGAAAUAGUUCCAGCAUAAUUAUUACCCCAGAUGGCACCCUGAUCAUUCGAAAUAUUAGCAAGCCUGAUGAAGGGAAAUACACUUGCUUUGCUGAGAAUUUCAUGGGCAAAGCAAACAGCACAGGAAUUCUGUCAGUCCGUGAUGCUACUAAAAUUACUCUUGCACCAUCCAGUGCUGACAUCAACUUAGGUGAGGACAUUACCCUCCAAUGCCAUGCUUCCCACGACCCAACAAUGGAUCUCACUUUUACCUGGUCCCUGGAUGACUUUUUCAUUGAUUUGAGCAAGUCUGAAGGCCAUUAUAAGCGAGCUAGUACAAAAGAGAAUAUUGGAGAUCUUGUAGUCUUAAAUGCUCAACUGAAACACGCUGGCCGAUACACUUGCACAGCCCAGACAGUGGUGGACAGUGCUUCUGAGUCAGCUAUGCUGGUUGUAAGAGGUCCUCCAGGCCCUCCUGGAGGAGUGGUGGUGAGGGAUAUCAAGGACACCACAGUACAGCUAAGUUGGAGUCAAGGUUCUGCAAACCACAGCCCCAUAGCUAAAUACGUCAUCCAGGCCCGCACUCCACUCUUUCCCCAAUGGAAGCAAAUGCGUACCAAUCCCACAAAUAUUGAAGGUAAUGCAGAGACAGCCCAAGUUAUCAACCUCAUACCAUGGAUGGAUUAUGAAUUCCGUGUCCAGGCUAGCAAUGUCCUUGGAAGUGGAGAGCCCAGUGUGCCAUCUACCAAAACUCGAACCAAAGAAGCUGCCCCUACUGUUGCACCAUCAGGACUCAGUGGAGGAGGAGGAGCACCAGGGGAACUCAUCAUCAAUUGGACACCAAUGCAACGAGAGUACCAAAAUGGAGAUGACUUUGGAUAUAGGCUUUAUUUCCGGAAAGAAGGCACCCAGAUCUGGAAGAUAGCAAAUGUGCCCCAUGCAGAAUCACUACAUUAUGUUUAUCGCAAUGAGAGCAUUGCACCCUAUACACCAUUUGAAGUGAAGAUCAAGGCCUUCAACAGGAAGGGAGAAGGGCCAGAGAGCCUAGUAUCUGUUGUGCAUUCUGCAGAAGAAGAACCAAGAGUGGCUCCCUCUAACAUUACAGUCAAGGCAGUAAUGGCCACAGAAAUUGAUGUUUCCUGGAAUUCUGUGGAACAUCAUGAUAUGAAUGGAGUCCUCUUGGGUUAUGAGAUCCGAUACUGGAAACAUGGUGACAAAGAAGAAGCUGCUGACAGAGUGAGAACAGCUGGUCUUGUCAAUUUGGCACAUGUGACAGACCUCCAUCCCAACACAAAUUAUCAUGUGUCAGUCAGAGCAUACAAUGGGGCAGGGACUGGGCCAGCAAGUUCCCCCACCAGUUUCUGGACAAAAAAGCCACCACCAAAAAUGCUGCCUGGCAACAUUACCUGGACGUUUUCCAGCUCCAGUGUAAGCAUUAAGUGGGAUCCUGUGAUUGCCAAAGCGGAUGAGUCUGUUGUCACUGGCUACAAGAUGCUGUAUCGUCCUGAUACACAUUCAGCUCCUGUUCUAUACAUAGCCAACAAUAAUUGGAUUGAGAUCCCAGUCCGAGAAGAUUCAACUCAUGCUCUGUUGCAAAUUAGGACAACAGGUCCAGGUGGAGAUGGUGAUCCAGCAGAUGUGCACAUUCUGAGAAACGGUGGCACAAGUAUGAUGGUGGAAAAUUCUUCAGGUCACCCAGUACUUCAUACAAUGGUUGCCCUAACACAUGCAUUAAUAAUGCUUGCCCUGACUGGCUCCUCAAAGCUCUGAUGUUAAUCACUAAAAUGGAAAGCUAUUAGAUAAGAUUCUUCAUAAUCUAGCAAGUCAACAGUUCACCACUUGGACUA